Molecule: messenger RNA, 1297 nt
Organism: Entelurus aequoreus (snake pipefish)
Lineage: Eukaryota; Metazoa; Chordata; Actinopteri; Syngnathiformes; Syngnathidae
Product: phosphotriesterase-related protein-like
Exons: 5
Coding region: 181-1230 (349 amino acids)
Biological process (GO): catabolic process
Molecular function (GO): zinc ion binding
Source: RefSeq, a predicted model, not a curated record
GUUCAAGAUGGCGGCCGAAUUUCCUGCGCGGCAGCGCCCAAUGCGGCAUCUAUUCAUGUACGAUAUCUAUGGCUUCUCUUGCCCUGCGAAUCUGAGAGGGGAACAGUCGAAUGUUCAGAAUAAAGGUCAGCGGCGUUCCUCAUCGCCAAUAAAGCUUGCAGGAAACGCCAAGUACCUGCCAUGCCGGAGCUGAGCAGCAAGGUCCAGACCGUUUUGGGUCUGCUGGACCCGGACCAGCUGGGCCGCACCAUGACCCACGAGCACCUGACCAUGACCUUUGGGUGCUGUUACGUCCCCCCGCCGCCGGGCGAGGAGAAGAUUGCGGAGGACCCCUUCCACAUGCAGCACAUGCACUGGCUCAGGCAGAACCCGUAUAGCAGCCGCCAGAACCUGCUGCUGCAGCAGGAGACGGCCGCCGUGCGCGACGAGCUGCUGGCCUACAGGAAGGCCGGCGGGGGCGCCAUCGUGGAGAACACCACCACGGGCAUUGACCGGGACCUGCCCACCCUGAGGAAGUUGGCCAAGGAGACGGGGGUCCACAUUGUGGCGGGGGCGGGCUACUAUGUGGACUGCACGCACAGCGACGCCACCAGGAAGAUGAGUGUGGAGAAGUUGACCGAUGUCAUCAUCAGCGAGGUUCUCCAUGGCGCCGACGGCACCAACGUCCGCUGUGGCGUUAUCGGCGAGAUCGGAACCAGCUGGCCCAUCACAGAGAGCGAGAGGAAGGUGCUAAAGGCCACGGCGCAGGCUCAAGCCCAGCUGGGCUGCCCCGUCAUCAUCCAUCCCGGGCGCAAUCCCGCUGCUCCGGCUGAGGUGGUGCGCGUUCUCCAGGAGGCGGGAGGUGACAUCGGCAAAACGGUCAUGUCUCACCUGGACAGGACCAUCUUCAGUGAGGCCGAACUGCUGGAGUUUGCUGAGCUGAGAAGUUACCUGGAAUACGACCUGUUUGGAACCGAGAUGCUCAACUACCCUUUCCACUUGGACAUGGACAUGCCAAGCGACAGCCAGAGAGUCAAGACCUUGGCGUUCCUUGUAAAAGAGGGCUACGAGGACAAGAUCGUCAUCGCGCACGACAUCCACACCAAGAACCGCUUAACCAAAUAUGGCGGCCACGGCUACUCACACAUCCUGACUAACAUCGUUCCCAAGAUGCUAGCCAGGGGCAUCACGCAGACGCAGGUGGACAAGAUCCUGGUGGACAACCCCAAACGCUGGCUGGCCUUCAAAUAAAUGGCUAGGCAGUUUUUGAAUUUUUGGUUGUUUUUUUUAAUGGAGCAAUAAAUGAACUUUAAAACCC